UUGAAGAUCACUUUGUGCGAGGCGGACGCGAGCGAGAAAGAGUGCGAAUUAUAAAAAGCAAGCGAACUGCGGAACCGAACCGACUGUAUAUGAUUAAUUUGUGUACUUAAUACAUAAAUAAAUAUAAUUAAAUAAAGCAAGCUGUGCAAUCACAUCGCCCGCCAGCCCAUCCCACUGGCACGAGGAGGAAGAGAGCGUUGCUAGAGCCAAAGUGCAGUUGCAGGAGCAAAACGCAUCCCACAUCGAAUUCCGAUUCCCAUUCGCAUCGAUUCCAAUAUCAAUGUCAAGUGGAUCAGGAAUCCGGGGUCAGAAGAGCGACGACGACUACGCUACGACUGAUUAACACUCCAGCUCCAUCUCCGGAUCGGCUCGGCUCGGCUCGGCUCUAAUGAGCGCAAAGCAAACGCAGAACGUAAAACGCAAACAAAUAAAUAAGUAAACAACGAAAACGGCAAAUUAACAAAAGCGAAAUCGGAAUCCAACAGCCAGCAGCCAGCAGCAAAAUACGCGGAAUAUAGAAAAACACGUUUUCCACAAAAAAGCGCAUAAACAGCAACAAAUAACACAAAUUGUUGUGGCUUUGUCGCUGAACACAACACACUCUUACGCAUUAUACGACGAAUAUCGGAGAAUAAUCACGGGGGGAGACACCAGCGAGCGAACAGAAAAGAUCUCAAAACAGUCAGUGUUUUGGGGCCUAACCCUGAUUCUGGCUCUUACCAAAUAUGAGCAGAGGCUGCCUGUCGGACCAGUUGCUGGUGUAACGUAACCCGAGCAGCCGUGACCGAGACACCAAACCACGGCAAGCGGAGACACCAGACCAAACCAGACCCACAUUCACCACACACACUCGAGCAACAGCAGCAGCAGCAGCAACAACAAAACCCCCACACACACACACACACGUUGUGCGUCGUGUGGCCAUGGAACGCUCUCACAGUUGCAGCAAUUUCGAGGCCAGAGUAGGGCCGGGAGCGGUGUUGGCUAUAGAGGCCGAAGGGGCAGCGACAGUCAAGUGCAAGGAGCUGGCCCAGCCGAAGCCACACGCCGGCAGCAGCGACAACCUGCCGCUGAGCAUUUGUGCCAGCUCCACGGAUCACUUUCCGCCCAACAAGCCGCUGCGCAAGCGCAAAAAGCUGCAACGCCAGCAGUCGGCCGUCGAUGUGGACGACCUGGAGUGCGAUUGCGCCUAUGCCGGCGAUCUGGAGGAGAAUGCAGACCACGACAACGACAUCGAAAACGAAAUUGAAAACGAACAGGAACAGACCAGCCUGGACGCCUUGCCACACUUGCCAAGCCACUUCUCGCAGCAGCAGAGCCCCGCCCACGUGAGCAUGGCCCUGCAGCGGCACAUCUCCAUCUCCUGCAGCAGCAGCAACAGCAACAGCAAUGCAAACACCAACGCAAGCACCAGGAGCGACACCUACUCCAGCCUCCGCUACACCCGUUCCAAUCUCAGCCGCAGCAGCCUUCUGCUGAGCCACCAGCAGAGCUCCUUCGAUGGCACGGAGCGCACAGAGAGCAGCGAGACCCUGGACAUGCUGCCCAUGGGCAGGGGUCGCUCCCAGAUACAUCCAUCGGGCAGAUGCAUGGGCCAGAUGCCGAUGAAUAUGCAGAUGCAGAUGCGGUCGGGCCCGCCCUCGGCCCUGGCCAGUGCACUGCAUGCAACGGCCAAGCUGGCAGCGAGUGUAGAUGCAUAUGCGUCAGAGGCGACGGCGGCGGCGGCGGCUGCAGCGACAGCGACAGCGGUUCCCUCUGGUCACCUACCGCUGACCGGACCUGGCGCCGACUACAGUAUGUGCGACUCGUGUCGCCCAUUGCGCUUCCACAGCCAGAACCCCGGCCAGAGCUGUCACGUCCACAGCAAUCUCGGCAGUCGACCCGUCCACUCGGGCCCGAGCAACUACGUCGGAUCGUCGCGCUAUCUCUACCACAAUUUCAAUUCGAAUUCCCCACACGCGGGCUCGGGACGCUUCAGCGCGCAGAGAGACGCCUCGCUCCCACCUGCGGCAGCUGGGCCCCUGCCGUUACCGUGUUCACUGCCGUUGCCGUCAGGGCUAGCAGCUUCCAUAGCACCGCCACCAUUUCAGUAUCGCACCUUCCAACAGAAUCAGUCUUAUCGCUUUCAGCCGCGCCAGCACCGCACCGGCAGCAGCAGCAUGUCGCAGUCCGGCGAGGAUCUCCACUCGCCCACCUACCUCUCCUGGCGCAAGCUCCAGCUGAGUCGCGCCAAAUUGAAGGCCUCCAGCAAGACAUCGGCCCUCCUCUCGGGUUUCGCCAUGGUGGCCAUGGUGGAAGUGCAACUGGAUCACGACACCAAGGUGCCGCCCGGCAUGCUAGUGGCUUUCGCGAUCUGCACCACCAUGCUGGUGGCCGUGCAUAUGCUGGCCCUGAUGAUCAGCACCUGCAUCCUUCCGAACAUCGAGGUGGUGUGCAAUCUGCACAGCAUCUCCCUGGUGCACGAGUCGCCGCACGAGCGCCUGCACUGGUACAUUGAGACGGCGUGGGCAUUUUCCACGCUGCUGGGGCUGAUCCUGUUCCUGCUGGAGAUAGCCAUACUCUGUUGGGUGAAGUUCUAUGAUCUGAGCCCGCCGGCGGCCUGGUCGGCCUGCGUGGUGCUAAUACCCGUGAUGAUUAUCUUCAUGGCUUUUGCCAUACACUUCUAUCGGUCUCUGGUGACGCACAAGUACGAGGUGACGGUCUCGGGCAUACGGGAGCUGGAGAUCCUCAAGGAGCAGAUGGAGCAGGAUCAUCUCGAGCACCACAACAACCACAAUCGCAAUAAUGGCCUUCACUACGGUGCUGCCGGCGACAUCGUUUAGCAGUAUCCACCACGCGAGGAAGUCUCCACGGCGAUCCUUCGCUGAGAACUUAACGAAAACGAAAAGGAAAAGAAAAGACACUUUCGGCACUGGGCCAGAGGUCCCGCCGUCAAUCCUCAGACUAAAUAAGUGAAUAAUUUUUUUGUAAAUUUGUAGUUGACGCAAAUUGUGAUACGCAGAAGGCAGUAGAUUUUUAUUAUACGAGAACAGUAUGA
Molecule: messenger RNA, 3037 nt
Organism: Drosophila guanche
Lineage: Eukaryota; Metazoa; Arthropoda; Insecta; Diptera; Drosophilidae
Gene: Orai
Product: calcium release-activated calcium channel protein 1
Exons: 3
Coding region: 924-2822 (632 amino acids)
Biological process (GO): store-operated calcium entry
Cellular component (GO): membrane
Molecular function (GO): store-operated calcium channel activity
Source: RefSeq, a predicted model, not a curated record